Molecule: messenger RNA, 2445 nt
Organism: Ochlerotatus camptorhynchus
Lineage: Eukaryota; Metazoa; Arthropoda; Insecta; Diptera; Culicidae
Gene: Rab9
Product: RAS oncogene family member Rab9
Exons: 3
Coding region: 604-1302 (232 amino acids)
Biological process (GO): retrograde transport, endosome to Golgi
Cellular component (GO): late endosome; phagocytic vesicle; lysosome
Molecular function (GO): GTP binding; GTPase activity
Source: RefSeq, a predicted model, not a curated record
GUCAACGCCAAUUCGAUCGUCGUCUAGCGAGAAAAAAAGGCGAUGUUUGGUGAGGUUGCACGAACAAACGUAAAGAAAAUAGUGUAAUCAAUCUACAAGUACCAACAGCUAAAUAAUGUAAUCCACAGCUGAUUAGUAGCGCAACGUUCUGUGUUUUCAUUUCACGAUAGUCUUUAGCUGGCAAUAGUGUAUGAACUGCAUUUAUUUGCACUGUGAAUAAAGGCAGUAGCAAGUGGCUGUUUUUGCGGGUGACAACAUUAUUCUCUUCUCCGACCUUGGAUGUGUUUGUGGGGCAAUCGUUUCUGAUUUUAUGUUUUAAUUUUAUGCGCAUUUAAACAAAGAGAUAGUGUUGUUGUAAUUUUGGUGCUAAACGAAAACGGAGACGAAAGUUUUCUCUAUGUAUUUUACUGUCUAUGUGCUAUUUGUUUGGCAACAGAAGAGUUCACAGUUCGUGACCAUUUUCGGUGGAGCAGUAACAGGGAACGUGAAUUGACUGGCCUCAAACAGUCCGUGAAGAGUAACCUGCCGAGUGCUGGAUUGAACAACAAUCCACCAGAGAUUAGCAGCGAGAGAAGGUUGUGUAAACAUUGAAAGUUAUUCAAGAUGACGAAUAUGAGGCCGCCGAGCAAAAAUAUACUACUUAAAGUAGUCAUCCUAGGUGACGGUGGGGUAGGCAAGAGCUGCCUGAUGAAUCGUUUCGUGUCCAACUUUUUCGAUGCAAACAGUUUUCAUACGAUCGGGGUGGAAUUUUUAAACAAGGAUAUCCAGGUGGAAAACGAGCGGUACACAUUGCAGAUCUGGGAUACUGCUGGUCAGGAACGUUUCAAAGCACUCCGCACUCCGUUCUACCGUGGCUCAGAUAUCUGCCUUUUAGCAUAUGCUGUAGAUGAUAAAGCCAGCUUCCGAGCGUUGAUACAGUGGCGUGAGGAAUUUCUCAAAUAUUACGACGUAAAAGCCGAUCGCUUCCCGUUUAUCGUGGUUGGUACUAAGAAUGACAUACCCCCGGCACAGCGACAGGUGACGGCUGAAGAAGUAUCGGAGUGGUGUCAGGAGCACCACGUUGCGGCAUUCAUCGAAACGUCGGCUAAAACCUCAGACAACGUUUACGAAGCCUUCGCCCUGGCGGUAAAACAGUGGCAGAGACUGGAGAAAUCUACGGAGCGAGAACUCCGCGCCCAGGGACAAGAUAUUAUCGAUUUGACACAAGGUGUUAAUUUGAGUGCAAAUACAAGCAGAUUUUGCUGCAUUGGCAGUAAUAAUAGUGGACCUGUGUACCAAGACGAUGACGAUUAUCCAAAUUAAUAAUGAAAAAUUCACACCACGACGACCGGCUGCUAGUUGUUGACCGAUGAGAACCAGAGUGACUAUCAGAGUGUGCUUGUCGAUUCAAGAUUUGAGAAUCGAUGAAAUGUGAUAAGUAGAAACACAAAGAAAGUAUCCAGAUACAGAGUUAGGUUAGAACGAUGCAAAAUUGGUAAGAUAUAUACUCCCAUAUUUUUAUAUCGACAAAACUUUACAUCCCACGCUAGGAGAAAAGAUAGAAGGGCUUUUGAUUUUAAUCACACCACAACACAUAGUUCCAAAUGGCCUGAGGUGCGACACUGUAUCGAUAUUGACAUGAUGAGUAAUUUUGGAGCCUAAUUUGAAUCUCGAUCACGUUGUUUGUUGUAAUAGUGUAAAAAUUGUGUAAUAUGUCACACAAUUUCACAUAUGCAGGCCAUAUAGAGUGAAGUUACUUGCAAUUGAAACACAUUUGUUUUUUUUAUUACUUUGAAUUAAACCUAGAUAACAGCUUACAAAAAGUAGUACAGUGUAAUUUUUUAAGAGUUUUCCACUUGUCUAUUUGAACGCAUCUCCGUUUGUUAAUUAAAGCAAUAGUAGAAUAAACAAGGUUGUCUUGCAUUGGUGUUUUGUUAGUAAAUUUAAGUGGUGAAGUAAACUUUUGGUUGAGUUUUUAAUUCUUACGUGAAACCAAAUUAAAAGCCUCCAACAAUGUAUAUCGUGUUCGUAACAUUCCACUAAUCUAUAGUCUAGUAAUCUGCUUUGUAUUGUGCAUAAGUUUUUUUUCUGCAUUAACACGGAGCACGUUAUGCUGACGACAAUGUUCCAUCUAUUUUUUCGUUAUUUUCGUCUUUUUAAUUAAAUGUAAAUGUAAUCACUCCAGACCAACAUUUUUUUCUGAAUGAGCUAACGUGGAACAAAAUAAAGUUAUUUGUAACCCACCCACGAGCCAUAAGUUAUUCAGAAAAAGGGCUGCUGCAGUACUAAAUUACUCAUAAUAAGGCCUUUUGUCUUUUCCUUAGCACCUGAGCACUUCGAGUAAGACUAACUGAAUUCCGUAUCUUCAUAGGUAAGAGCAAAUUGGAGUGUAAUUUAUAAUAAAAAAAUUGUAAGAUAUGUGACAUUUAGUUUUACACUUAUUUAAACAAAUUUAUCAAUAAAGAC